Molecule: messenger RNA, 1891 nt
Organism: Balaenoptera musculus (blue whale)
Lineage: Eukaryota; Metazoa; Chordata; Mammalia; Artiodactyla; Balaenopteridae
Gene: RAB40B
Product: RAB40B, member RAS oncogene family
Exons: 7
Coding region: 216-1121 (301 amino acids)
Biological process (GO): intracellular signal transduction; protein localization to plasma membrane
Cellular component (GO): synaptic vesicle; plasma membrane; endosome
Molecular function (GO): GTPase activity; GTP binding
Source: RefSeq, a predicted model, not a curated record
GGACGGGCAGCCAGCCAGUGAGCGCGCUCAGCCACCCUAGCAACUGUGGCCAGCCAAUGGCUGGGCGGAGCGGGGCUGAGAGCUGUCAGGCAUCAGGGGCCGCGGGGCCAGCAGCCCUCCAAGGACUGCGGGGCCAGCGCGGCGCUGGGCUUCUCUGCCGCCGCAUCUGAGCUGUCCCGCGGGCUGGGCAUGGGCGCAGGCGUCGGUGCGGCACGAUGAGCACCGGGGGCAGCCCGGUCCGCGCCUAUGAUUUCCUGCUCAAGUUCCUGCUGGUGGGCGACAGCGACGUGGGCAAGGGCGAGAUCCUGGCGAGCCUGCAGGACGGUGCGGCCGAGUCCCCGUACGGCCACCCCGCGGGCAUCGACUACAAGACCACCACCAUCCUGCUGGACGGCCGGCGGGUGAAGCUGCAGCUCUGGGAUACGUCGGGUCAGGGAAGAUUUUGUACCAUAUUCCGCUCCUACUCUCGGGGCGCACAGGGGGUGAUCCUGGUCUACGACAUCGCAAACCGCUGGUCCUUUGAUGGCAUCGACCGGUGGAUUAAGGAGAUCAAUGAGCACGCCCCGGGGGUCCCUAAAAUCCUGGUGGGGAACCGCCUGCACCUGGCCUUCAAGCGGCAGGUCCCCACGGAACAGGCCCAGGCCUAUGCGGAGCGCCUGGGUGUGACAUUCUUCGAGGUCAGCCCGCUGUGCAAUUUCAACAUCACUGAGUCCUUUAUGGAGCUGGCCAGGAUCGUGCUGCUGCGGCAUGGGAUGGACCGGCUCUGGAGGCCAAGCAAGGGUGAUGAAAGCAGGACCAUCCAUCUCCAAUCACUGCACGUGGGCACAGGGUUUUCUUUUCUUUCCCAAGUACUGAGCUUGCAGGAGCUGUGCUGCCGGGCAGUGGUGUCCUGCACGCCCGUGCACCUGGUGGACAGGCUGCCGCUGCCCACGGCCCUCAGGAGCCACCUCAAGUCCUUCUCAAUGGCCAGCGGCCUGAAUGCCAGGGUGAUGCACGGCCACCCCUGUUCCCUCACCACCAGCUCCGGCCACAAGAGGACCAGCCUCCGAAAAGCGAAGGCCGCCCACCUUCCCCAGAGCCCCCCAAGACACUGCACCAGAAACAGCUGCAAAGUCUCCUGAGGAGGGCGCGAGGCAGAGGAGUGGCACGGGUGGGAGGCAGGAGGCCGCUCUGGAUGCAGACACCCGCCAAUGUCACGGUGACCACGCGGCCCUGAGCAAUGAAACUGCGGCCGGUACCCCGCUUACCUGACACGUCUGUGUGGACAGGCGUGGGGCUCUUGUUUCAGACAUGUGUUUAUAAAGGGACGCCCUUCUCUCGGUAACAUGGAAUUUUGAAUGCUACUUAGAUCAUGAUUGCAGUGCAAUUUUUUUCUUAAAAUAACUGCUUUUUAUAAGAAUGGUGACAUGCGUGUGAUGAGUAUAAAUUCUAGAGAAUGAAAAGCAAGGAUAGAGAGAGAAAUUAGAGUCUUUGACAUUACGCAGGGCCUUUUUGUAAACCUCCUUUUUAAUGUCAAAGCACUAAUUUAUAAAACGCCACAGAUAAGUUAGAGUUUAGGCACAACAGAUCUGUCCAGCUUGUGUAUGAAACGGAUUUGAUCAAGUUUUUGCUAUGUUAUUUACUACGUUUUGGGAUUAAUAAGUGAUUUAUAUGCAUAUUUUUCUGUAAAUCUACAUUUUUUUGUACAAGAUGUUCCAUGAAUUAUGAAGCUAAGGGAAGAAAAUGCCAAAGAUAUCUCUAGUUACAGCGAACAUAGCACAGCACGGUUACACCAGGUCCAGAUCGGCAAGAAAAUGUCACUCAAAGCCUGAAGUUUCAGCUAAGAGUGAAGUGAACACUGUUGUUUAAGAAAAUGUUUCUCAACAAUAAAAAGUAUACUUGCUUCUUGGUA